Molecule: messenger RNA, 40960 nt
Organism: Paramuricea clavata
Lineage: Eukaryota; Metazoa; Cnidaria; Anthozoa; Malacalcyonacea; Plexauridae
Source: the annotation of a GenBank genome assembly
AUGUUUCAUUUAUACAUUGUUCAAUUUUUCAUAUCACAGGAAAGCGUGCAGAAGUGGUGGAAAUUGUGUAAAGAAAAACAGAUUCCAGUUUCCGAACAGUUUUCUCUGCUUGGAACACUAGGUGAUCCAGUGACAACAAGAACUUGGCAAAUUGCUGGCCUGCCGGUUGACAGGUAUACCACUGGGUAGUUUUAUGUUGCAUUAUACUAGAAACUCGUUAAUCUUGUCGUUUUGCCAGAGUCAUUUGAAUUUAUCCUUGUGGGAAAACUCGAGUUACCGUAUUCGACAAUUUGUCAUUCGUUAUAUCUUUCCUGUCUGACAUGCAAUUGGUAGCAAUUAUUAGUCGGGUUAAAAAACCUAAUACAGUAUAUGUAAUAUGGAAUCUCCGUUAUAUUAGAACAGUGACAGAACUAACUGAAUCAGCCAUCGAAGUUGAUAUAGAGACUGGGACCAACAAUUACUGUAAAAAGUAUCGUAAAAAACGAACUCAACCAUUGGAAUGAGCACGUCAACGUGGUAUAUAAGACUGCAUUUAAUAUGAAACUGAUACUUAUACUUUUUAAAAAUUGUGAAAAUUAUUAUACAUGCAUGCAUGUACAAAAUACAUUUUAUUGGGCGACGCGCGCGGUCUCCGAAACCUUUGGAUAUAUUUCGAAUUUUUUCAUUAAUAAUUAAUCUUAUUGUUUCUAGUUUUUCUGUUGACAAUGGUAUAAUCGUAACAAAUUCCCAAAGAUGGACGUUAAUGAUUGAUCCCCAGGGACAGGCAAACAACUGGAUAAAAAAUAUGGAGAAACCCAAUAAAUUGCAGGUCAGUGUGUUUAUACUGGACUGUUUUCUUAUAACUAUAACAUGCAUGCAGUAACAGUUUAGUCACUUUAUGCUUGUAAGAAAAGUUAUUGGCUUCCCGGAUUAAGUUGCGGCCAAGCUAUAUACACUAAAUACACACGUAUCUACAUGUGUAUAGUCUUUCAAUACACAAUUAUUUAUUAAUAAGCAAUUAUUAUUCUGUAUUUUAGACUAUCAAGUUGUCGGAUCCAAAUUACGUCAGGACCUUAGAGAAUUGCAUACAGGUAUAUGGUGUGUCUGAUUCAAACCUUUCAUUUGCAAAGGUAUUCAGAAAACUUUAACCGUGUUCUUAUACUGUAUAAUUCACAGCAUUUUUCAUCAUACGAUAUUUAGAAGAAGAUUCAAACAUCUUUAUUUAGUUCGGCACACCUGUUCUUCUGGAGAAUGUUGGCGAAGAAUUGGAUCCAGUCUUAGAACCGCUGCUUCUGAAACAAACAUUUAAACAAGUUAGUAUAUGCGCGUCAGUCUGUGCAAUUAAUUCGCAGUUAAUUCGCUUAUUUGAAUUCCAAAAAUAAGGACCUGACCGGAUUUCUAGUUCAUAUACAGAGUGUCCCCCCAAAGAAACAAAACUAUUGAAAUAACAUUUUGUUAGAAUUUGAAUGCCUCAGCACUCUGCUGAACCUACAAGUGCAUAGAAGCUUGACAAAAGUAAAUUUUAUGCACAAAGAAACUUUUUAAGAAGCUUUUACAAAGAUAUUUUAAUUUCUCAAUAUUUAAUAUAUGCACCCUGUCAAUAUUUUACGCAUCUUUGCGUUCAGCCUAGUACAUUAUUAUCAUUUUGCCUAAUAUAAUUAUUGUCAUGCAUGCAUGCAAGCUUAAGUAUGCAGUUUAAAUUUUAGUUCAUAAUUCUACAAUAUUUGUGUAUAGUCAACACCCACCAUAUAAAUAAUGUUACUACAAUAGCUAAACGUUAUUUUGUUGGAUAUUUAGGGAGGUGUGGAGUACUUGAAAAUGGGCGAAAAUAUCAUAGAGUUCAGUAAGGUAUGACAAAAUAUUUCGAGGAUUCAUAUUUGAUGAUAGUAAGUCAACGGCAUCCUAUUUUGUCAAAUGUUCAGUACAGAGUUACCGAUGUUUAAUGUUUUAAAUAUUAAGUUAAUUUAUUAUUAGCAUGACAAAAUUUCUGGAUGCUGAUUGGUUGAGAGGAGUACAAUUAUUUCAUUAAUUGUACUGCAGUACAAUUAAUGAUUUUUCCACAACAAACAAAAUGGCGGAAAGGUAUUUUAAACACAAGCGUGAAAUGAAAUUGCCCUAGAGGAUGAAAAUACGGACAAAGGCACCAAAUUUUGGUUGAAAAUCUGGCAGGACUGGGCUUUGGCGAGAGAAUAUAUGAUCUUAACAUUGAGAAGUAUCCAAUUUUGUCAUGCUAAUAAUAAACAAGUAAUCAUGCGAUGUUGCUCGUACAAUUAUGGAUUAAUAGUACUCGUGAUGUUUGGAAAUUUGCCAAAUUGGACUCGCUCCGGCGGCUCGUCCAAUUUUGGCAAAAUUUCCAAACAUCACUCGUACUAUUAAUCCCUAAUUGUACUCGCCAUCGCAUGAUUACCUAUACAAAUAAUUAAUUUAUUAAUUAAAUUAAUUAAUUGAUUCAGCAAAUGCGUUUACUACGAACACCAACAUGAAAUGAUUGAAUGCGUAAUAUCUCUUUAUUAAUAAUUAACUUGCUUUGAUCAAGACACAUGCAAGAAAACAAAAACAAAACAAAAAAAUCAAAAUUGAUCAGCUGUGUUUCGCGUUUAUAGGAUUUCAGAUUCUACAUAGCCACCAGACUACGAAAUCCGCAUUAUUUGCCAGAAGUCUCUGUGAAGGUAUGUUUAACACUUAAUUUUUUUAAUAUAAACAGAUUAUUUGAUGACCCUGCAACGUGUAUUAGGAUUUGUGCAUAUAAUUAUAAUUUAAUGCAUGAAGUUGAAAGUACUACAAGAAUGCAAGUGAUAUAAAACUACAUGGUUGAGCACAUCUAUAUAGGUCAACAAUAAUUCCUUAGAUGGGCUGUUAUUGGUUCCAUAGUAGACAGCCAUCACUUGACAAUAAAAAGUAAAAAAGAUUAAAGUUCACCCGUUUUGUAAUAUUAAAGGACUUUCUGAGUACUAUUGAUCAUAUCUUUCUAUUUGAUAACGUAUCCAAGUUUCGUACAAUCGGUCAUUUAUAUAUGAUAUUAAUCGAUUUUAUCAAAAUAUAUAGGUGACCCUUUUGAACUUUAUGAUCACUCCACUCGGGCUGGAAGAUCAGUUGCUGGGUCUUGUUGUGGCUAAAGAAAAGCCAGAACUCGAAGAAAAGAAAAAUAUGUUAAUUGUCGAGAGUGCCAGAAAUAAGAAACAGGUGAUUCAUCAGUUUUGGAUUGCGCACUUUUAGUGCGCAUAUCUAAUAACAAAUUCUAGCUAAUAUAUGUAGUCGAACUGCAAUGUAAAAUGAUAAAGAAAGAGUAAGGGCAAAGAGAAAAACACUCUGCAUUGAUUAGGCAUGCUUCAGGAAAUAUGCCUUCAAAAAUGACAGAGCUCUGGCUAGAGCGUCCUGUGCAACUAACACUUAACCACAUCAUGUUGCAUGUUUAACCCUUGUAUCUCUUUAAGAAGGUCCAUGACCUAUAUUUUUAUAUUUUUGCAUCACGACAAUGCACAUCAAUGGGUUUUGAUUCGCUAAAAUACCAUGGUUACUUGUAUAUAAUCACUCGAUAUAGACAUUUUUAGUAAGAUCCUUGUUAAAAAAAUUCAUUAACGGUUGAGCAAUUGCGAUUCUUCAUGUAACUCGUAAAAGGGUCAAGAUGGCAUCACAUGGGAGAAAAGGUGGUAUAUUGCCUUGUCAUAUCUUCGAAACGAGUUCGGUGACCCUAACUUUUCUCCUGUUUUUACUAUUAACAUAUCAUAAACUUCACCCCUGGGAAGUUUCAGCAAAUUCUAAUUUCCAGAAAAAUUACCGUGAUGAAUCACCUUCAAUCAUAUUUUUACAUUUUUUAAAUAAGUAACAUUAAUUAAUAAAUAUUAAUUAAAUAACUUCCUUAAAGUAAUGAUAAUGUGGGCUUUCUGGAGCAAAAGUGACCAGUUCACUGUUCGAUUAGUUUCUUUCACUACAUUAUUUUUCUUUUUACUUUUAAUUGUCAAUACUGUAUACAUAUAUUAUCAAACAAUGUAUAGUGCAUAAUGCCAUACAGCAUUUAUGUUGGAAAACUAAAAUUGUAUCAAGACCUUGUCUUAAUUUUGUUGUAGUUAAAGGAAAUUGAGGAUAAAAUUCUUGAAGUACUGUCCACAUGUGAAGGAAAUAUUUUGGAAGAUGAGACUGCAAUUGAGGUUUGGAAGAAAUUAAUUUAAUUACCUAUGUGUGCCAAAAAUUUGUUGCAUAUAUUUCAGGAUUAUAUCAACAUUUAUAUUUUAGUCUCAUUUACUCGGUUUUUUCAUCAUGUAAACUUGUAAACUGCAACCUUUUAUAUAUUAUUAUGUAGGUUCUUUCAUCCAGUAAAUUAUUGUCAAAAGAAAUCUUGGAGAAGCAAGAAAUCGCUACUAAGACAGAAAAAGAGAUUGAUCAAACACGAAACGGAUAUCAACCGGUAAUCUUGUAAUAAACGUGAAAAAAUAAUUAGGCGGGCAAACGAAAAAUGUAAGAUGAAUAAAGAAAUAGAAAUAGCAUGAAUGGAAUACAAGGAGGAAUGCAGAAAAAAUAUUCACUCGAAAGUUUGAAUAGAUGAAAAGAUAAUAUAUCUAUAUACAAGACAACUUAAUUUUGAAAACACUAAGAUUCUGAUAAAAAUAUCUCCCAUUGUAUAAUAAAAAAAAGAACCUGGAUAUACUAUUAAUAGUGAAUGGUGGCACUGAUACUUACUGGCGACAAUACCAUACAAUGACAUAACCAUAUAUGCACGGAAACAACUUUGGAAACACGAGUGUAGUUUUACUUGCAUAGUACCAUGCAAAAGGCAAGAAAGCAAGGCGUACAUGUAUUCUUUGAUAUAUUUCUUAAAUACAAUAUCAGAAGAUUACUCUUACCACACUCUCAUCUAAACUUGAGAAUUGAAACUAACCUUCUUCUCUUCUUCCUAAUUAAACAACAUAUUUUUGGUUUCUUUUUUGUGUGAUAAUUUAUUUUUUACUUCUGUUUUUUUUCUUUCCACAACAUGAUUAUUACAUUCAGUAUACUGUAUAACUUGUUUUUUUGUACUUGUGCUCUUGAAUAUUCUUACUACUAUAUUUUGCCUAACAUUGCCAACCAGACAAUGAUUACCACGUACUGAACUGACCAUAUGAUUGCACCACUGUUUUCCAUAAUUCGAAGAUGUAAAAAUCAUAUCUGUGGUAAAUCAUGUUCAUUGUGCAUUUCCCUAACAGGUGGCGAAACACUCGUCGAUUUUGUUCUUCACUGUUUCAUCACUGGCCAAUAUCGAACCGAUGUAUCAGUAUUCAUUGGCAUGGUUUAUUAAAUUGUACUUGCAGGUAAUCUAUACUAUUUGAAGCAUCUAUUAAUUAUUUUGACAGAAAUUUUACUAUGUUGGGUAAUACUAUAUAAAACUUGUUUCUUCCCUUCGUUCAUUUUCCAUAGUCUAUGAACAAUCUAAAUUUCUGGGUGUUGCUAAAACACAAAAAUGGUGUAAGCAGCUCUGCAUGUAGGCACUGUAAAUGUAAAAUGUUUACACCUUUUUUGUAUAUUUACACCCAAUAAUUAUUAUAGGUGUUUCAAUACACCUUUUGGGUGUAAUUUGUAAAUUUGGUGAUUCCAUAACAGCCCCCCCCCCCCCAUAACACAAAAGUUGUUAUUGACAUUUACACUAAGUCGUUGUGUACAGAACUGCAUUGUCUACAGAUUACACCAUUUUGGUGUUGUAUCAACACAUUUAUUAGGUUGAAGGUUUAAUUGCAUUGCUUUGCGUGCAUGCUAUAUGGAACCGCUUUUAAAAAAAUACUUGAACUAGUUUUGCUAGCAAGAAUGAUAUAAAUUCACUUGUUAUUCACUGCAAAGUAUUGCAGGGAGUAAUUUACAUCACUAAAUUUCGUGUACAUUAUAUGUGAGAUUUUUGCGUUCAAAAUUAAACUGCACAAUGGGUGGCAUGCAGGAGUUUGUUAAACGUAUAAAUGUGUUCUAAUAAUCGGUACAAAUUUUACCUGCGCAAUUCUGUUUUUCAUGCAUGUUGUUAGAAUCUAACUGUACAUAAGUUGUCUCCAAACGCGAGUACAGCACUUACUCUUCUUUACAGUUAAGAUUUCUUUUGUUAUAGUCCAUAGCAAGCAGUGAGAGAUCAGGAGACUUGGCAACCAGAAUCUACAAUCUGAACGAUCAUUUUACCUACAGGUAUAAUUGGCAUGACGAUCAAUAUGAGUUAAAAGGUGGUGCUUGUAUAAUCAACCAUUCGUAAUGUUUUACGAUCAUUUGUUAACGUUCCAGUGACCUAAACUUGAGCUUUUUACUAAGUAUAUGUUUAUAUGGUUUGAUGUCCCUCAAUUCAAAAAUUUUAUGCAUGGGAGAUUCCCAAUAGAAAAGGUUAUGAUCCGACUAAAUAUGUGUUCAACAUCAUAAAAUUCAUCAUCAGUGGUCUCGCUUUCCUUUUCUCUUGAUUUUCCAUCGUAUACCCACAAUACAAGUUGUUCCUUCGGGAUUCCCUUACAUACCUUCGUCGAUUUAGUUGGUGUAAUUAAUUUUUAAAUUACAGACAAUUUAAGCAAUGAUUUUUUUUCAUUUUAAAAGGACGGACACCUUCGGUUAUACGCUUUUAUUAACCAACAUGGGGUACAAUCCGUUUGCACGUGUCAGUUUUGUUUUCAAUAUUAUCAGAAAAACAUGCAGCAUUGGUUAAUACAAUGUGUUCAGAUUUUUUGUUCGCCUUAAAAUUACCAGACGUAGGAAAUUAUUUGGGACACUCGCUGCAUUCAGUUCCUGAUAUUUAUAGCGAGUUUUUUGAAGAUAUUGUCCAAUGUUGAACUUGUUAAAGGGAACUUUCUCACCUUUUGGCCAUUUGGGCACACUGACCAUUUAUUGUAGUGCAGUUGAAUUAAUUAAAUUAUUGAACUCUUCUCAACCAAUCAGGACAUUGUUUUGUAGUGAAUUUAUUAUUGUCGUUUCAGUGUAUACCUAAAUAUCAGUCGAUCGUUAUUUGAAAAAGAUAAGCUGCUGUUUUCCUUUCUUCUUUGUAUUGGGCUUUUGAGAGGAAAGUAAGUAAAUAUAUGCAUACUACAGAUUUUAAAAAAUGGCUCUUUAAUUAAACGAGAUUGGUCGAUUUUAAAACCGUAGUGUAAUUUGUUAUAGAGAUUUUGAUAUAUUUUUUGCAAUGGUUAAUGUUCGUUUUAACACUGUAACUGCCUCACAUAAAUAUAUAUUUGCUUCAUAUAAUUAAACCGAAGUUUAAGUUGCCCAAUCUUAAUUCGGAUUUUCGAUUUGUAUAAUCGUAAUUAUAAAAUUAUUACAUCAAAUAUAAUGUACUGAAUCGAGUAGACAAUACUAUGUAAGCUACGCCCCAAUCAAUCUCAUGCCCGUUCGCAGGUUGUACCCAAGCUGCGAACGGGCAUACUCUGGGUACGAGAUUGCAAUUGUAAUUGGAAUUCAAAAAAUAUUGUCCUAGAUUUUACGUUUUCACUGGCCAGAAGUAUUUUUGAGGAACAUUCCAGGUUUUGUUAGAGAUUUUUAGAGAACUUUAAUUUGUUCUAUAGAGGAAAGUUAGAUGACGAAGAAUGGAGAUUUUUGUUAACCGGUGGUGUGGCCUUGGACAACAAGUAUCAUAACCCUGCGCCUGGUUGGCUACUGGAUAAAUCGUGGGCAGAGAUUGUCAGAUGCUCUAAUAUGCCAGUAUUUUCAGGCCUACGUCAACACUUUGAAAAGAAUGUAUGUUUUCGUGUUAAUAGAUAAAAUGGAUUGAUAAGAUUCUUAACCAGCUUGACCUUUGGUUUUAUGGUGGGCAAUGGCAACUUUAAAUUAACAAGUCCAAAACGUUUUUAUGCGUUUAAGAAAAAUGCAAAAAUUCUGUACUCAGUACGUAUAGUGGUAUAUGCUUAUGGUAUAGCGAUACAUUCUCUUCCUUAGACCGUUUUGCACCAAUAUAUUAUUCUAUAAAAAGUCUCAAGAGGUAAGGUGUAAAACGAAGCAGACUGCACGUAUUAAUUAAGUGCCACAUAAGAUUCGAGGUUAGACAAGUUGAUACAAUCUUUGGAUGCAAUAUUUUGAAUUAUUGCAUGUUCAUCUAUAAGUAUACUGUUUGAAUUGGCGUAAAGGUUUAUGGCCAAUUCGCGUCAAGGUUAUUUGGGUAUUAUACAGGGUGUCUCAAAGAAAACGCUACGGAAAUUAAACAGGCUGUCGUGCAUCAUAUACGUGGCUGAACAAUUCAAUUUUUACAUAGGACGAAAGAAAAGUUAUUUAGCUUUGCAAUGAUACUCUUUUUAACGAUGAGAAAUGGCCACAUACUCGUCAAAUAAAAAUUGCCGGUCGAAAUCACAUUCUUCCACCGUUGGGAAUUGCAUGGAAAACGAACCAUAAACAAUUCCCAAGAGCGAAUUAAAAUUGAAUGUUAAAUUAUCUAAAAUAAGCUCAACUCGUCAAUCUUCGUCUUAGUGAGACAAUAACUCAAUACGAAUUUGGUACGAAACAUGGUUCAAUUAACCCCUGAACAGAACAUUCGUUAACAUUCGUUAUCAAAACGUUUUAUGAAACAAAUAGCUUGCAGCAGGCUCGCGUUGCUUUUGGAUUGACUAACUUUGCAUAAUUAAUUAUUUUCAAUUCCCAACGGUGGAAGAAUGUGAUUUCGACCGGCAAUUUUUAUUUGACGAGUGUGUAGCCAUUUCUCAUCGAUUUCAAAAAGAUGUCAUAGAAAAGCUAAAUAAUAGCUCUUCCUAUGUAAAAAUCGAACUGUUUAGCUACGUUUAUGACGCACAACAGCCUGUUGAAUUUCCGUAGCGUUUUUUUUGAGACACCCUGUACAAUUUAUUGCAAUUUAUAUUCUUCGGAAAAAGGAGUCAAGCCCCUUUAAAAAAAAAUGACUCCCCAAAAUUUACAUUUUAUAGCACUUUUUACGUGGGUAUUGACGAUCACGCCCUCCAUCAAUAUCUAUAUGUAUGACUUAUUCUAGUGAAAAAGAAAGUAUAAACGCAUGACAGAUGUUAGAUCAUAUGAUAUUGUUAGGUUUCAGCAUGGAAGAAUGUUUAUGACUCGCGUGAACCUCAUAAGGAGAACUUACCUGAUCCUUGGAAUGAUGAUUUGAAUAAUUUCCAAAAGCUGCUUAUAUUGCGAUGCCUUAGGCCUGAUAAGGUAAGUGCAGUGACUUCACUGCGUAGUGAAGAUGCUUACAGUAUAUACCUUGGUUCAGAUUUCGUUUCUCUUCCUCUCUCUGAAUUAAAGACGUGAUAGGCUUCUUUUCACUUUGUUUUUAGAUGACUGUGGCAAUUCAAGAUUUUAUAGUCUAUAAUCUCAGCUUACUCUAUGUUGAACCGCCAACAUUCGAGCUAGACAAAUGUUUUGAAGAUUCUAAUUGUUAUGUGCCUUUGAUAUUCAUUCUUUCUCCUGGCGCCGAUCCGAUGGCUAGUUUAUUAAAAUUUGCUGACGAUGUGGGUAAGUAGGUUGUGUCAUAUCACUUGCAGUAAGAUUUAUUGCUAUCGUGCGACUAAGUGUCUUAAUAUGUCUGUUAGAUUUUCUAUAGCCAAUCAGCGGCAAGUACCACAUUUCGUGUUUGCAGGCUGGAACAUCAGUAAAAAAGAACAUGACAGUUUCGAAGAGUGAAUUUUUGAUAUGCCAAAAUUGAAGGAGAUAAUUAAACUGCAAAUAACGUACUUUUUAUUUUUCUAUUCGGUAGCAUAUUAGCACAUAUACUGUAGACCACUGGUAUGAGCCAUGGCAGCUGCUCAUAUUUAUUUCAAUUUUUGGAAAGAAAAAGCGUUACCAGAUCAGGGAGUGCUAGUAUUGUGGGUUUUCUUGAUUUGAAACGACUUUUAAUUUUUUCUAUUUUUAUGAAGUUCUUCUACGAUCCGUUUCUAUUUUUCUUGGUUUAAGAGUGAGUGUCCGUAAAUCUCGAGAAUUGGGCGACAAAUUGGAAAAUUCGAAAUUCCUUUUAUUUUACCCAUAGUAUCCACUGAGUGAGCUAUUUUGAAAAAUAUAGUUCAAAAGUCGCAGCUCCUCUUAUUUUUCGUGAAAUUACCUAAACAUGAUUUUGGGACUUUUAGGUCAAUUUUCAUCAGUCGAAAUACAGGAUUUUAAAGCGUUCGUGACGGCUACCCUUCAAACAUAUUACGACCAUUUUUUAGUAUAAUCUAAGACCAUCUCUAUAUUUUGUCUUAGCAGCAAAAUCUUUUUUUAUUCCAAAAUCUUUCUUGACAUUUAAAGCUAGCUAAUAUUUGGUGUUUACGGUUCACAACAGAAAGGCAAAUUUUUGUCAAUUUCAAUGUGUUCAAAUGGACCGUGGUACAUGACAAAUUGCAACGAAAAUAAGGCUAACUUGCAAAGUAGCCAUCUGUUUAUAACAUAUUAAAAAAUCUCUGGCGGCAAGCAAAACCCGCACCAGUGAGAAGUCAAAAUGUUGAUGCUAUUUUUAGAUUUUGCCUGACGUGACAACACGUUUGUACAUUACAACGGUAAUUACAGUGACAGUUUUAUCGCAUUUCAUUAACAAAAGAACGCGGAAUAACGAAAACAACGCUAUUAAUUUUUAAGACAAACUUUAAAAGAGUACACUAGAGAUCUGAGUGAUGAAUGCGUUUUUUAAGUUCAUGCAAGGGAGUAUUUUAUCUGAGAUCAAUCGAUAAUAGAGGCCAGCUAGUACAAACGCGUCACAUUAAACCAGUCAAUCUAUAAUUUUGUUAACGAAACUAAAAUUGGCAAUUCACAAAACCAAUUUUAAUUUAGUAACCAGUUUUAAUUUGUUUAUUUACUAUGCCGGGGGGAUGAAGAUGUCUUCAAAAAGGGGCAUAUUUUUUCGGGGCCCUGUUGGAGUUAUCGCAAUAUUUUCGACGAUCCUCCCCCCCCAAAGGAUACUUCAAAAUUUCAAUGCCGCCCAGAAAUCAGAACCCAAGGACCAAGGAGUUGAGGUAUUUUUAUGCUCAGCAUUAAACUAGUUGACAAGGACACACUUUUCUUCCACAGUCAGAAGGGCAGGUUAGUGACUUCAUUGCGGGCGCCACGCCAUGGUUAGUCAGAAACAGCGUUUUCAGAGUCUCAUGUACACACCUUUUAGUAGGGUCAUGAUAAAUUAUCAUGAUGAGGCCCCGCCUCACCAAAACAUUGAAAUAUUUAUAUCCCCCCUUCUGUAUAUACAGAGAACUUUUAGAGCCCCGCCCCUUAAUGCCUGAAAAUAUUUUGGUGCCCCCUUAACAUCUUCAUACCUCCUCGGCAUGAGUGUUCCCUAAACAAUAAAACUCUUUUACAUUUAAACUUUACUAAUGCGACGCUAUUUUGCUUUAAGACAUCGUACGUUAAAACUAUAUCAUUGUUUGGAGCGCUAACUUGAUUCGUCAAGUUUUUGGCAAAUAUAACUAAAUUUGUGACUUACUGGUUAAGGGUAUAGUAUAUAGAAAUGUACAGUACAGUUUUCGUUCAUCUGUAGCAGUCAGCCAGUGCUACAGGAGCAUCCCGAAACAGCACUUUCUAGGAGCUUGAUGUAAGGUAAUUUUGUGUUCUUCUUCUUGCCAGACAUUUCUGGAACAUCGAGGUUAAGUUCUUCGCAUAGGCGUUGAAGCAUAUCCAUUUUCAAUUUUUUCAGAGUACUACUUUUCACCAUAUCACAUACAUUAUAUUGAUCAAAAACGAUAGGGUGUUGUAGUUGCAACGAUGACAAAACUUUGUUUCUCAUUUUAUGAAAAUUAUCCUCUUCUACAGCAGCCGCAGCAUCUGCUUCCGUUAUAGUGAUCUUUUGCUGUCGGACCUUUGCAGCCAUGCGAGAAAAGAAUGAGGAAACUUGUUCAACAGAAAGAAACUCCGUGACACCGAAUAGCCGGUGACCAUCCUCCCCGCGCGCAUGCCUCAUUUCUUUCGAUACAACGUCCGCUUUCAUUUUCCGUCCUGUCUCUUGGCCGAUGUUGAACUUAGAGGUUAGGUAGCUUUUUUGCUUUUCGUUGAAACGAUAACUUUUUGUCGAUUCUUUAAGUGCCCACCCCUCCUGGGCAACAGGAUAGGAAUCGGCAACGACAGUGCUGCAAGAAGUGCUUAUGGAUGGAAUCGCGCAAACAUCUUCCUUUAAAAGGGAUGCAUAUUUUUCUUUUGCAACAUCCAACAUGGUCUGCUUUUCAAGAAUGCUGGUGCAGGAUUCCAAAGAAAGAUGUUUUUCUAGUGCAGAAGAUCUCUGGAAAACACGAGUGCAUCCUUCUUGAGGACAAGAGUAGAUUGGUGAUUCACUAUCUUCUGCCUUCUCUUCUUGUACGGCCUUUUCGAAUUCAGUAGUCACAGGUUGCUGGUUUCGCUUUGUGUUUUCGGCUGUUGAUUUAACGAGUUUAAAAUUUCCAGAUGAAAACCCGACAGUGAUCCAAUUAAAGGUUAUAUCUACAACAAUAAGAUAGAAUAUAAUUACUCUACGAACAGAUCAGUGAUGUGUUCUGACUUUGGUGCCCUAAAAAUUAACGGUGGCUGCAUAAUACAAUUUUCUCCUUCUAUGAAAGGCACUCACUUUAUACGGCAAUUUGUCGUACGACUAAUGCGAAAUUAAAGAUAAUUGUAGUGGCUUUAAUAGAUUUUUGUCGGAUGAUACCUUUACAUUUGCCCAAACUAACUUUUUCGCCCAUACUUUUUAGUGUCCACCAUGCAUGUCUAUUGCCACACCCAUUACCCCAGGGAAUGUGUUAGAAAAGCAUACACGGUUACCUUGGAUCUUCGAUAAACUUAUUCUUUUUCCUUUUCCAACAUCAUAAGCUCGCCAUGUAACAAUAUUUCUUCCUUUGAACUCAAAGUUGUUCAGUUUACUUAUUCCAGGGAUUUUAUCUAGCUGAGCGACGAAAGAAUCAUCGAUGCACGGUACUACAGCCACUCUUACUCCCUCGACACCACCAUGUGAUAACAGGGCAUUUUUCAUUUCUCCAGCAUUUGUAACGUCGUUACCCUCGUUUACAAACAAUCUGAUAUGGCACUUGCAAGUAGCGGCAAGACGGUCAGCUGACCCUUUCCCCCCUUGGGGAUCGCUGAAAUCAAUCCUUGAAAUCUUUAUUCCUGUUGUCUUGGCGAUGUGAUGGCAUGCAAGAAUUGUGCUGGCUGAGUGAUAACAUCCGGCAUUGUCUUGGCGGAAAAAUGCUCUCUUCAAUUUCGGAUUCUCGGUUUCCAAGGUCUUUAGGACAUGCUGCAUGAUUAACACAAUGGCAGCACUGUCCUGGCUACAAGAUUCAAUGAUAUGAAUGAAGCCUUGAGACUCUAAUUGGCCAUUCGAUUUUCGAAAAACGACAGAGAUAUGCCAGGAGAUUCCCUUUUUCCCAAACCAAUCUGACUGUGAUUCGCGGUAUUGAUGGGGAAGGAACUUCAUUGCCCAGUCAUUCACUAUGUACACUGUCUUCUCGUCUUUUAGGAGAUUAAUCACGUCUAGUCUGGCUUGGUCUUGUCGAACACUCCGAAGUUGAUGGCCUUUCCACAAGUUGAUGGCUCUCACUGCAGAUGUGAAUAGAUACAGGGUUUCGUCUCUUUCUUCCUCCGAGGAAAAAGUGCACUCGUCGAUUGCUUGUUCUAUGUUCUUUAGCGUUAAGUCAAGACUUUCACACUGCUCGCACCUUUCGUCAUGUUUAUGUUUGCACUUGUAUUUGAAAUCUUUAUCUGUGAUGUCGCUUAACGCGUACAUAUAGCAAUGGUCAGGGACACGAGCGUUGUCACUGACGUGCACCUUGAAAUAGAACGCAAAAAUGAGAACUAAAACAUGGCACAUAAAACAAAUGCCCGACAAUGUACUCUACUGUACUGUACUGUAAAGUGCCUACUGCAUUCAGGAAAAAUUACGUUGAGAUAUAAUAUUAAUAUUAAUGUAAUAAAUUUCAUACCAGGUUUGUAAAAUAUAUAAAUACGAAGAACAUAUUUAAUGAUUUUGCCUUGUUUAAUUGGUUUGUUACCUUGUAAUCUCCUUUUAGAUAAAGCUUUCCCACUUUCAAAGCCUCUUGCAUUUCUGCUGCCCAAUUUUCGCCAUCUUUCUUUAAAGGUGAGAUAGUCAGCACAACGGUGCCCAAGUCAUCAAAGGAUCGCCCACCUUGAGCAGCAAAGUUGUCGAGACCUUGAAGAGAUUUACGAUGGGUUGCACUACAUUCGUCUAGUACUCUUAACAUUGUGCUCUUACUGAAAGAUUGAAAAUUGUUUUCUUUGCAGUACUGAGAGUAUUGGUUCACAAUUCUUUGAGGUAUCAUGGUACGGAUGAUGUUCGGUACUUUAAUUGUUUUACCUGAGGACAUCUUCAAUUCUUUUUCGCCAAACGGCAAGUCUUGCACUAAAUGGGGGCUUGUUAUAAAGCUCAGAAAAUGGUCAAGCUGUUGCUGACAUAUACGAAGACGAGGCGAUGUCUUUAACGGAACUGGAACGCACCUUCCAUACUGAAGUCGAUGAAGAUUAGCCAUAGUAAAACGGUAGUGUGUGAGACCAGGAAUAUAUUCUGAAAUGACAUUAAAAUUAGCCACAUCGGACAUGGUAGAUAAGACUUGGCGCCGAGUAUCCCAGCUAUCUGCGGUUUUAUACGCUUCGGCUAAGGCUUCUAAAUAAGCUUUUUCUGCUGGCUGAUGGCUUAAUCCAAAUGCUUUGUUCAUCCUUCCGGAAGUUUGAAGCCCUUUCCAAAGAUGUGGGGCAUUAGUGGAUGAAAUAUCAUUUAACACUGACGAGACAAUUUCACAUGUUUUUUGGAUGUAUCGUUCUUGUGUGCGCUCUGAUAUCUGGUCCCAAUCUGACAUUGGUCUUUUCAAAGGAUGAAUAUUACAGGCUUCCAAAUAUUCGUUUAGCUUUUUUCUUCUAGCAACCAAUGAAGAAGAAACAUCGGUGACGUCACAAGAUGAUGAUGAUGUAGUACUUGCAGUGUCUGGAGAGAAGAUGCUCCACCUGGUCUCGUUAAGUACAAGUUUAUCCAUUUCUUCAACAAGUUCAUCUGACGUACCAGUAUUACUGUCUUCCUAAUAAAGAAUAGAAGCUGUUAAAAUGUAGUGCAUGGAUCAUGGCUCGUGAUAAAGUUAAAAUUGUUUCUUAUUACCGGCUGUUCUGCGUUAAUCUGCGGCAGAGAUGUUGAUAAUUCUAAGCAGUUACUUGAUUCGUCGUCAGUUGACACUAAAUUACUAGUUCUCCAUUCUGUUGCCAGAUGAGCUAAAUGUUCUUUACAGCUCCUGCAUAUCCCUAAAACAAGCAAAAAGUUAACGUAUACAUUAUACUGUAUAUCCUGUAAAAUAAAGGCAUUGCUGCUAAAAGUUUAGUAUAAGUAAAUUCUUCAUUCUACAAAAAACGUGGAAAUUCAGUUAAAAACAAAACCUGCACUACUUGUGCAUGCAUAGUAAAAUAUCCUCAUACUUCUCUCACGUUUCCUGCCGACCUUAUACGCAGGAAAUAGAUGUAUUGAAUAAAUUAACCUCGUACCUGUUCCCACAGGAAUAAGUAUCUUGGUCUUGUUAAAAAUAAAAGAUGAUAAUAAAGUUGUCAGUCCACAUUGAGCUUUGACGGAUAAAGAUUUAUGUGCUGCAAGGUCAUUUCGAAUUGAGCAUCUGGUCUUGUUGCACCUCCAGCGAAUGCCAUACAAAUCUCGAUGUAAAGGACACACUGUCAUCUUCAUGUAUGACUCGUCGAUUUCAAAAAUUCCUAAAGAAUACCGAUACGUUUUAGUUACAAUCUUUAAAAUUUGCAAACAGUAAGUCAACAAAGUCAAAGAAUGAAAAAUAAACAUUAAAUUCGGUGACGUUACCUGCACGACCAAGAAGUAACAUUGAUUCACUUCCAGACAGGCCACAAUCGUUACUAAUUUUAUAUUGUGAGCAAUGGUUUAAAAUGUCCUUAUUACAAUCCUUGAUUGUUACGCAUUCUACAAUAGAAGGAUUGUACGAACUAGGUCCACACUGACCGCCAACUAGUGUUGCAUAGUAACACGAUGCCAUCCUACAGUUUCCUUCUUGUUUGCUUGUUAUAUAUUACUGAAUAUUUCUUUAAGUCCAAAAGUAUGUCAUAAUGUAAUUGUUUACAAAGUUAAAGAUUAAAAUGUCUGGUAUGCUAUAAUCGUUCGUUCACUCAGAUUGCCCAAAGCAACUUCUAAAUUUUAAAAUUUUAAGUUUUCCCCUUUUUCUGCUUUUGUUAAUUUCGUUUGCAUCAACAAAAUUAUUCUGGACCGGGUUGAUUAUUGUGCACGAUAUUUAACUGGCACAUCCGUUUAUAUUUUUUAUAUAUUUGUAUACCUUGCACGCAUAUAGGGACAAUUAAUGUCUCGUUUGUGCUUAUAUUUCGCUUGAUUUCUAGUUUUACUGUCAUUUAUACAAGUCUUUGCUUGUCGUUUGUGAUUAAUUGUUUUUUAUUAAAGUAUUUAAUAUAUGAAUUGUUAUUUAUUGUAUAGAAUAUACGCUCAAGGAAUUUACUAAAUAAUAACAGUGUUAUAUAGUGACGCAUUUGUGUCAUAAUUGAUUGAUCUUUGAUAAAACACCUCUUUAAUUUGAUUUAAAAACAUUUUCAUCACUUAAAACAAUAAUGUACUAUUUUUAACUUUCUCCAACAGUAAUAUUGUUGUUGUGUUCCUCACUCUGCGCUGCAUCUUUGAAAUGCGACAAAACUGUCACAUUGUGACUGCAUGUAAUUACCGGUGUAAUGUACAAUUAUGAUGCACCGACAUCUAAAAAUAGCAUCAACAUUUUGACUUCUCACUGGUGCGGGUUUUGCUUGCCGCCAGAGAUUUUUUAAUAUGUUAUAAACAGAUGGCUACUUUGCAAGAUAGUCUUAUUUUCAUUGCAAUUUGUCAUGUACCACGGUUCAUUUGGGCACAUUGAAAUUGACAAAAAAUGGCCUUUCUGUUGUGAGCCGUAAACACCAUAUAUUUGCUACUUUUAAAUGUCAAGAAAGACUUCGUAAUCAAAAAAGAUUUUGCUAGUAAAACAAAAUAUAGAGAUGUACUUCGAUUAUAUUAAAAAACCCGGCCGUAAUACAUUUAAAAGGUAGCCGUCACGAAUGCUUCAAAAUCUUGUAUUUUGACCGAUGAAAAUUGACUUAAAAGCCCCAAAAUCAUGUUUAGUAAUUUCUCGAAAAAUAAGAGGAGCUGCGACUUUUGAACUAUAUUUUUUAAAAUAGCUCACCCAGUGGAUACUAUAGGUAAAAUAAAUGGAAUUUCGAAUUUUCCAAUUUGUCGUCCGAUUCUCGAGAUUUACGGACACUCGCUCUUAAGGCAUAUUUUGACCAGAAACAGUGCGUUGUGCAUCAUGGCGAAUGCACGUUUUGGUUCAAAUAUUUCGAAAACCAAAUAUGAUGUGGAAAAGUUGUUCAGGGUCUUCGUGUACCCCUUGAAUCUUCAUAUAUCCUCUUGAAUAUCCUCUCCAGGUUUUCAUAUCCUCUUGAAAUUCCUUUCAAAUAAGUAUAAAAUUUAAUUUUUAUUGUCAUUUCUUUUACACUCAAAUGUGGCUUUAUCUUUAGGUGUUGGUCGAUCAAAUUGUGAUACUAUCUCCCUUGGACAAGGUCAAGGUCCAAUAGCAACAAAAAUUAUAGCGAAGGUGAUAAUUAUAUUGAAGAUAAUAAUUAGCUUGUACAUUUAUAAACAAUUUUGGCUAACGUUGUUUACAUCGUUGCUAACCAAUUCACAACUUUAAAUAACUCGUAUAUGCUUAGUUACGAUUGUUCUAGUUUACAGAAGCGAUAGAACAAAGGUAACUAAGCAUUAUAAUUAUAUUGUAUGUACGAGUUAUGCACUCAUGUAGAUAAUUAAUCUAAAACUUGUAGUUACCGUUGUUCUAUUCUAUGCUUCUGUAAACUAGAACAAUAGUUAACUAGGCGUGUGAAUCGUCUAAAGUUGUGAAUUGGGUAUAAACAAACUUUAUCCAGAUUUUUCUAUUAAAUACCUGUUAUGUAGGAGUACGUUUCCCAAUCAACAAAGUUAAUGCUGAUAAUAUAUAAAUCAAUAAUACUGAUCAGUAAUAUGUUAAUUAUACUGAUAAUAGUUAAUACUGAUAAUAUAUUAAUCAAUAAAGUUAAUACUGAUAAUAUAUAUUGUUCUUUCACCAAGGUGGUUAUAUUUUUCACCUGGGCAUAGCUAUAUAGUGGUUCAGAUCGGUUGCUGUUAGUUAGUGUAAACUGAUCUAGCCUUUAAUGAUUUAAUUACGAAAUAUACAUUUUUGUUCAGGCCACAAUAGAAGGACGAUGGGUAGUUUUGCAGAAUUGCCAUUUGGCUGUUUCUUGGUUGCCAACCUUGGAAAAAAUUUGUGAAGAGGUACAAUUUCAUAAAUGAAUGCACUUUGUUUAGAAUGGUGGUAAUUUAGCUCUUUUCUCUAAACAGAAUCCACAAAUAUUCAAUGUAUUAUUAAAACAAAUUGAUAGAUACAUUGUUUGCAAUUGUUUUGCUAAUAUCUAUCACUUGUUUUAGUCACUUACACCAGAAGCAAGAACGCAUCCAAAUUUUAGAUUAUGGUUGACUAGUUAUCCGACGAACAGUUUUCCAGUUUCCAUCCUUCAAAACGGUAUUCAAUUAUACAUGUUGUGCUUGUAUAUAGUGAAAAUUCUAUUGCAUGCGAUGUAAGUUAGAUUAGUUAGACUAAUAUACAUACAAAAUUAAUUUUUGACAUGUUUUUUACCCACAACAUUUCAAUGAAAGGAUUAUCUUAACACAUAAAGUGAUAAUAUAAUAAUCUGUGUUCGUAUCAUAGACGGAUUUUCGUAUUUAUUACUGGGGUGGUGCCAGAAAUUUUAGGGGGGGUGUGAGUCGUGAGCAGGUGACUGAAGCAACACAAAAUGUCACCAAGCCCCAGUAAGGUCUACAUUCUAGGGGUGGAGCACUAUAGGGGAGUCUAGAGAUCGGAAAACAAAGUAUCCCAGGAAAAAUUUGAAAAAAAUCAUGAUUUCUAGCUUCGAAAAAAAGUUUUUUGAAGUUGUCAAUUUGUCAUAUCAAUGGAUUUGGUAUGUCCGAUUGUCUGUUAAGACUUGAGAGAGUUAAAGACUUAAAGUUAAAUGAACCUAUAAAAGUGUAAACCCAAUAGGCCAAUACACAAUAUGCUUUUAUUUUUAUAAAGUCAUUGACAUUGUGUUGUUUGAAUCCGAGCAGUAGCGUAGCCAGCCCGACUAUUUGGUCCCGCUAUGCAAAUAUUUUCAUGUUCAUUGACUGUGAAAACAAUCAAUUUCUAAAGAAAUGAAUAAUGAUAAUAAUUUUAAAUUUGCAUAGCGGGACUAAAUUGUCGGGCUGCCUACGCCACUGAAUCCGAGUACAAUUUAUGAUGCAACUCCGAUGUAAAUAAUAUUUGGGGCGUAAAGAUUAAAUCUAGGCAAGUCUAUUUCCUAAAAGAAUUAAAAACUAAAAAUAGUGUUCGUAAAAAUUCCAAACGUUCCUUGCGUGCAAGCUAUUCGCAUGACAAGGCACUGCAAACUCUAUUCAGGGAAGAUAAUAGAGUUUCAAAACUUUACAAUUGCUCCAAUAAACCAGUGAAUGCAAGCGAGGAGCGAUUAGUUUCAGAGUGUUGCACUGUCUUAUUUUGUGUCAUCAACACUCUGCAUGUUGGAGUGGACUAUUUAAUUAUUCAUUUAUUAUGCCGAAAUUGGGGGGGGGGGGUUGAACAUUUUUUUGGAGGGGUGAACAUUUUGUUUGGGAGGGGGUUAUAGCUAAUAUUCUGCAUCCCCCCAGAAAAUCCGUCUAUGGUUCGUAUUGCCCCAUAUGAAAAUUUCACGAUAUUAUUUCACAUAUAAAAUUAUGUAUGGAAUUGGAACAUUUCAUAUGUGAAAUUGAAUUUCACAUUUUCUUUCACAUCUAAAAGUAAAAAUUUAUAUGUAAAAAUUAAUUUUACAAUCAUGUGAACAGAAGUGACAGAAUUUAUCAACAAUUAUUUAAUUUUCCCACAUUAUGGAGCUUUUUAUUAAAAUUCAUGAAUUUUAGAUCCAAAUGAGAUUUAUUUGCAAUAAUUUUGCACUCAAUUCAUAACGGUGUGUUUAGUCGAGACAAUGUUUAAUCGGGAUCUAUAUUCGAUCAUUUUCCUUUAUAAUGAGACAAUGAAGAGGAGUAAUAUACAAGCUGAUCGACCCCUACUUUUAGGGCGGCGCACGGUGAGGAGCUGCACCAUUAUUUAUGCAUGACGUCACUCAUUAUGUAUGCAAUGGCACCAUAAUAGACGCGUAACAAGACUGGGCAACUUUUGGAAAAAACAGUCAUUAAGCUGAGCUAUCGCAAUAGCCCCAAGAUUGGACAAUGGAGUGUCUUUCUACAUCAUCAACUGGUAGAUUUGACAAUCAAAUAUCUACUUUGUUGGAAGGAAUAUAUGCGAAUGCAGUGGCACAUGAAGUUCAAAAUAGUUUGCAAGGAAUCAUAUAAUGGUUGUCAAAUCGAUCAUCCCAGUCAACGACAACACGACUGUCUUAUGAUGAACGAAUACCAACGAUAGCAAAUGUAUGGUUUAGAAGCGAUCGAACAAGUGAAAACUAAGCACCACUUGUUUGAGAAUAUUUGCUUUCCGUUAAAUGUUAAUUUUCGCUUAGCUUAAUAGUGCUUUGCUGCAAAUAUUCAAGUACAUCUCUGCCAACCUCCAGUUUUAAUACUUUCGUGGCCUCAGCGAAAUGAUUCCAACCAUACAUUUGCCAUCAUUCGUAUUCGUCCAUCAUAAGGCAGUUGUGUUGUCGUUGACUAGGAUGAUCGAUUUGAUUCUUUGAACUUCAUGUGCUGCUGGAUUCGCAUAUAUUUUUAAAACAAAGUAAAUACCUGAUCAUGAAAAUCUACCAGUCGAUGAUGUAGGAAGGCAAUCCAUUUCCCAAUCUUGGUGACUGACGUGUAGCACCUAUUGUGAUAGCUCGGCUUACUGACUGUUUUUUCUCAAACUUGCCCAGUCUUGUUCCGCGUCUAUUAUGACGUCAUUGCAUACAUAAUGCCCCACACCUUCAUCCUCCUCACACCCUCAGCGCCCUUCCUCCAUCCCAAAAAUCCGGGUCGAUCGGCACCUAUAUAUGUUGCUACUAAGAAGGUAUCAUAUUGGACAACUAAAAGCUUGCAUUUGUUUGCUGUGUAAAAACAUUUUUAUCAAUAAACUUAAUAUUUAAGUUGGAUUUUCUUUUUUUGAUCACCCUGUAGUUCGUUGGUGUAUAUCUGACGAAAGGAUCUAAUCAAAAUUCUUUUGUUCUGGCAUGCCAAUAUGUUGACUGAGACAUCACAUGUAUAUUCGGCUUUUGUUCUUCCACCAACUCUAUAUUUACCUGUGAUAUGCAGUCAUAUACCAGUUACAUGUGUCUGAGUUCUCAUUUUUAAUCAACGCUCACUCCAAGAUUUCGUUCUUUUGGUGUAGGUAUUAAAAUGACUAAUGAGCCUCCCAAAGGUCUACGUGCUAACUUGUUACGAAGCUAUCAUAGCUAUCCAAUACUGGAUCCUAUGUUCUUUGAUGGUUGUAACAAACCUAAGGUAAACAAAAAGAGUAAAAUUUUUUCACAAACUUGCGAUUUGUGUUAACCGGUGUGAAGGAGUGAAGCGAAUUUCUAAGUGAACGAGUGAGUGUGGAGAAUUUGCACACAAACCGUCCCUUAUUAAGACACUAGACUUGAGUGCGUUGUGUCGUGAAUGCAGUUUGUUCGGGGGUUACAUUCAUUUACCGAAGCUAGAAUAGUGAAGCAUGUCGUGAAAUAAUUUUUCAUUACGAUAUUAUAUUAAAACAUUUGGCAUACAGUAUAGUAGUAAGUAUAGUAAUAAAGUAUUAAUAUUUUGAUAGAUAUGUACUAAAUAAAUAUAAAUAGCAGAAGUUAAUUUAAUUUUAUUCGCCCAAUCAAAUAUAUACACAUGUCAUUAUAAACAAAAAAAUAAUAUAGCACUACCAGCUUAAUAGCAACAUGUUGCUUUAGAUUCCCAGAUAAUACAAGUUUGAGUAUUAUCUAUUUCUAGUAUUCAAUGUAUUACUUAUGGUUCAGUUUUCGCUAUAAAGGUAGGCUAAUAUUCUCUUCGUUGAGAAAUGAUAUAAAAUUGAUUUAUACACACUCCUUUUUAGGUUUGGAAGAAAAUGCUCUUUGGUUUGUGUUUCUUUCAUGCACUGGUACAAGAGAGAAGAAAUUUCGGUCCACUGGGUUGGAAUAUCCCUUAUGAAUUCAACGAGUCUGAUUUAAGAAUCAGCGUGCGUCAGCAGCAGGUAACUGUCUAACUAUAUAAUUUGAUCUAUUUAGCAUUUUCUCAGGCGGUUUCGCUUCACUCUAUGUUUACUUAAUGGUUUGUGAAAAUAUCAGAACCAUCGUAAUUUCCCAGCGCUUGAUUAAUCCAUUUUUUGAACAAUUUGUAUUUGAAUUUUCACUUUUUUGUUUCAUUUUCAGAUGUUUCUAAAUGACUACAACAACGUUCCAUAUGAGGCGUUGACAUACCUUAUUGGUCAGUGCAACUAUGGUGGCAGGGUAACCGAUAACUGGGACAGGUGGGAUUUAUUUCUGUAUAAAUGGUGAUCUUACUAAAUGGAAAAUAGCGAUUAAAUCCCUCCACACAUGGGAGUGUUUGUGAUUUUCGUAGCCGUGAAGCAGCCCCUGAACUAAGCCGUAUGUCCCCUCUCAGCUUUCCUCCCAGCUUGGAAAGGUCGGCAUCCACCACUUCCUACCAGGGUUCUGAAGUAUACACCCCACACUCGUCAAAUUGAUUGUCGACUGUUUUCAAAAGUUGAAGGUUUAUUGAAGAUGGUAAUUUCAAAUAAAAAUCAUAUUUGAAAUCUAGUCCAGUCCUCAUAGUCGGAUUUGAAAUAUUGCUUGAAAUGAAACAAUUGAAAUACAAUACGUCUGAGUAUGACCUAAAAUGUCUAUGUUUGUCAUUGUGAGAUGGAUUUAUUGACGAAAGCAACCAUUGCGGCUUUGUCAUUAAUUCAUGACAAACUCCUGUUCAACCCAUGUUCUACUUAAUUAUAUCUCACAUGCAUCUUUGAUAAACAAGAAUUGAGGUGCCCUAACGACGUUAUCACUGAAAAUAUGUCUUCCUGCGUAUGGGCAGCUGUUUGAGCAGCUAUAUGUGCUUUUCUGGGCAUGCAUAAAGCGGGUGAUAGUGAACUGUAGAUACUUGUGUGGGGAGAAAUUUUGUUAAACUAACUUGUGUCGCAGGUUAUAGGGUACCUCAGUGUGAUACGAUAUUUGGUCCAUUAUUGCUAAACGGUGUACUUGCUUCCUUGCAGGCGUCUAAUCCUAAGCAUCUUAUCGAUCUUUUACUAUGAAGAAGCCGUUGGAAACGAUGAUUACAAAUAUUCACUUAGUGGCAACUACUUUCCGCCUAAAGAGGUGAAUUUACACGGGUUUUCUUUAAAAUUUGUCUGGAUACGCGAUUAUUGUUUUAAUUUUUUAUAGUGUGGUAAUUUUAAUUUUUUACAUUGUCAGUGGUUUUAAUGUUAGCGCUAAUCCGGCUUUAAAAAACCGGCCCCAUGCAGGUAAAUUGAUCUCAAUUGAUGAUUAUCAUCAUUUACCGUAUUUUAGGGUUCUUAUGAAAGUUACAUUGAGUACAUCAAGCAACUGCCUCUGAUCUCUCAUCCCGAGGUAAGUUUAUAAUAAAAGUAUACUAUCAGCCUGGUUUAUUACGAUCACUCAGUUUUCGUAAACUGGAUUCUAAGGAAUCUAGCUGAGCCAUGUGUUCUAUUGUGAUUAAUGAAACUAGAGAAAUUGUGGGGGAAAGGUGUCGAUAUUUCUCACCAUGUUGGACUGCCAUUUUGAAUAUCCAACUAAGAAAGACAAAAUAAUAUUAUAUCCCUUAAUUUUGUAUCCCCAUCCCUUAUACCUUGGCUGGCAUAAGCGUAUGGGCGGAUAAAUUUCGAUUUGGAUCACUCGAAAGUUUUCCAGAAUUUUUAUGAAGGAUUGUAAUAAACACAUUUUGUGAAAAAUUUGCCCGAAUUUUCUUUGUUUUAACGGGCUAAAAAGGAAAAGUUACGAUGUAACUAAUCUUAAACUUGAAUAAAUGUUUAAUGUUAGUUUUAAUCAUUUAGGUGUUUGGUCUUCAUGAAAAUGCAGACAUCACAAAAAACCAGAGGGAAACUAAUCAGCUAUUCGACAGUAUUCUUCUUACUUUGCCGCGUCAGGUAAGAAAAUGGCUCUAUUUUGUGAAGUUGUAAGAAGCGAUGUACAAAGUGCUGACCAGGGAUGGAAAAAGUAUCGGACCACGGGACCAUUGGUCCCAGAAAAUGUUUUGAGUUCCCAGAAAAUAUUUCCCCAAGAACGAAAAAUGUAAUUGUAAAAAUUUAGAUAGAAGGAGAAAUUCUAAAACAAUAACCAAUAGAAAGAAUGUUACCUAUAUUGUAGGUACGACCUCAGAAUUGCAAUUAAGUGCAUCCAUCUUAAUAGUGCAAUAGUGUAUAAAUGCAUGUAUAGACUAUAGCAACCUCGUACCCAGGGUUUUAUCUAGCGGAGAUAAAACCCUGGGUACGAGGUUGAGACUAUAGAAUAAUAUGUAACAAAUGGAUUUUUAGCCAAUCUGAGACACCGCAUUUUCUAAAUUUUCUAGCGGAGCAUUAUGCCUCCAGAUAACCCUAGUGUGCCCUUUUUUGACAUCUGUGAAUUUACCUCAGGAUCAGACCCCUGAUGUUAUCUGAAUUAUCUGAAUUAGUUCUGUCAUAUUUCUAAGAUUAUUGGCUCAAUGCAUGGAGAUUAUCAUGCCUAAUCAUCGUAAUGAAAUGUGCAUGCUUCAAAGGUUCAUAUGCACAUGACAGACUUAAUAUUAUUAAAUUAUAUACAUCAAGCACAAUGACAGUGUAAAGCAGCCUUUAGUCCCCAAUUACGAAUUGCAGAUGCAUAUAUCAAAUAUAAUAACGCUUUUUAAAUUUCAGUCCUCUAGUGGAGGCAAAUCAUCUCAAGAAGUAAUACAAGAACUUGCGGUUGAUAUUUUGUCCAAGCUUCCUCCGGAUUUCAACAUUGAAGCCGUGAAGGUAAAUUUAAUUAAAUAUCUAUAGAUAUGGUAUUACUCGAAUUAUUUCACAUGUGAAAUUUUGAGAGGAAUUAGAACAUUCAAUUUAAUGUCUCGCGCGCGCCUUCGGCUCAUUCUUUUUGUUUGUAGAAACACCACGUAAAUUUAUUACUGCAAAUAAAUACUAAAUAUAUUAAUAAAUAAAUAAAUACCGCAAUUUAUUGCUGUAAAUUUAUUACUUAUAUACGUGGUGUUUCUACAAAGUUCAUGUGUUUUAUCGCCAUGCAAUCCUACAAAGAACUUAUAUAUACUUUCCUUCAGGAAAAGUAUCCAUUACGUUAUGAAGAAUCUAUGAACACAGUUUUACAUCAGGAAUUGAUCAGGUAAAUUAAGUAUUUAAUUUGUAGUUAUUAAAUUAAUGACUGCAUCGUAUGUGCAAUAUUCCAUCGGACUAACGAAGUUUCUAGAAUACAGUUAGAGGAGCUUAGAAAAGAAGAGGAUCGCCGUUACCAUGUGAAGUUACCAGAUUGUAUAUACUCCCAUCCAUCAUGAUAGUAGUCAAUAGAUAUGUACAUUCAGAUCUUACAGUCACACGGGAAUAGUCCGUCACGCUAAAGGCCCUUUUACACUUGCAAUUUUUGUUGCGAUUUUCUUCUCCUGAUGAAUGUGAACGAGUGGAUGAGUUAUGAGUAGUAACGAAAAUGGGAGACGAAAAGGCUACUUCAAAUGAAAAUGGGAGACGAAACACCCCUGUAAACGAAAAUGGGAGACGAAAAGGCUACAUCAAAGUUAUGCAUACCUAUGGAGGCACGAGAAUACGAACAGCUGGGGUUAACAAGCCAAAAUUUGAGAGACUAGAGAAAGUAAUGGGAGAUACGUCAAGGCAAAAGUAACGGCAACGGCAUAGAUGCUAUAGGCAGCUAUGGUGGAAAGCGACGAACAAGACGCGCUUACAAAUCACAUCUUCUGCAAAGCAAUGCUGGUUCGCUGACGACGCUAGUGGAGCAGGGACCGCAAUACAGCUGAAGAAAUGGUGGGAUACAUUGAUAGAAGAUGGUCCUGAAUACGGUUACCACCCCAAAGAUGACAAGUGUUGGUUGAUUACGAAACCGGAGAAAGAAGAGAUUAUAAGAGAAAUAUUUAAAGAAACAGAGAUAAAUAUCACGACAGAAGGAAAAAGGCAUUUAGGACCAGUUGUUGGUUCAAGGUCAUACCUGAACGAAUAUGUUAACGAAAGGUGGAAGAAUGGGUGAAAGAGAUAAUCAAUCUGGCUGAUUUUGCAACAACACAGCCUCAAGAAAAGCUAUACUGUUUACACUUUUGGGCUGAAGCAUCGAUGGACGUAUUUCGUUCGAACAUUGAGGCUGUGGCCUCAAGCAAGCUCUGCAGUUUACACUUUUGGGCUGAAGCAUCGAUGGACGUACUUUCUUCGAACAUUACCUGAUAUUCAAGAUCUAUUGCAACCAUUAGAAGAAGCGAUUACAAAAUUCCCCCUGCCAGCUUUGGUUGAUCACAAAUGUUCACCACUAGAGCGCGAAAUUCUAGCCUUACCUGUUAAGAAAGGUGGUAUUGGGAUAACAAAUCCAUGCAAUGAAGCAAUAUUGGAAUAUUCGGUAUCAAGAAAGGUAACAACACUAUUGGUAGAACAAAUUCAAGAGCAAAUACACGAACGUCCUGAUUCAAGAGUGGAUGAGCUGAAGCAAAUGGCACGGAAAGAGAAGAACGAUACUUUAAAUGUAAUGGCUAAAUCCAUCAUUGACUUGGCACCACCGAAGAUGAAACAAAUUAUAGAGCUUGCCUCAGAGAAAGGAGCCUGCUCCUGGUUAACAGUCGUCCCAGUAUCCGAGAUGGUCCUUAACUUAAACAAGCGGGAGUUUAGAGGUGCAUUGAAUUUGAGAUAUGAUUGGCCGUUCAAGGAUAACCCAACAAGAUGUGCAUGUGGAGAUCUUUUCAAUAUCGACCAUGCAAUGAUAUGCAAGAAAGGAGCUGGUUUCAUUAUUCAACGCCAUAACAAAUUACGAGAUCUGGAAGCUGAGCUGUUGAAUAUUGUCUGUAACGAUAUCCAAAUCGAACCAGCUCUGCAAGAAAUAAAUGGGGAAGUGCUAAACUCUGGAUCAAACAAAUCACAACAUGCCAGAUUAGAUGUUCAUGCACGUGGCGUUUGUGAAAGACAAAGAUCUGCAUUCUUUGAUGUCCGGGUAUGGCACCCAAAUGCGGAAUCUUAUAAAGAGUUAACCCCAAAGCAGAUUUAUCGUAUGCAUGAAAAUGAGAAGAAACGAAUGUAUAACCAACGAGUUACCGACAUAGAACAAGGAACAUUCGCGCCGUUAAUUUUUACAACAACUGGGUGCAGAAUGCAAGAAAUGUCACAGUCGAUUAGCAGAAUUAGUUGCCAUAAAGAAGGGAGAAAAGUAUUCAAAGACAAUGGCUUGGAUAAGAGCAAAGAUAUCAUUUUCGAUCAUUAGAUCUGCUCUCCUAUGCCUUCGAGGAUCGAGAAUAACGAGAAAGAAACAAUGUGAUGUUCAAGAAACAGACAUAGAUAUUGAGACUGAAAUUGCCAGAUUAUACUAGUAGUUAAAGAUGAUGUCCACUCCUGUGCGCAUGCGCGAACUUUGUUUACGUUUUGAACUGCUAUAUUUGUAAAAUAUGAUAUACUAACUGAAUAUCUAACACUUUUGUGGUUCGCUAUGCUUGUGAAUGAAUAUAAACUCUACGUUUUAAUUCAAAAAUAUUUGAAAGAUGCAAAAUUUAGGCAAUGUUUAUAUCUGGGGGUCGGGGUCCCCCUUUGUUAUGAGCAGAACUGAUGCGCAAAACGGAGUGGAAAUCAUCUUUAAACAUUUUAUUUAAAGGAUUGUUUGGUUUUUUUAAAAACUUAGAACAAAAUUAAUAUUAUCAGUAUAGACCAAAACAUAUAUUUCUUUUAUAUAAUGAAUUUUUAUCUUAAUUUUGUACAAUUUUAUCGAGCUUCUAGACAAUUAAAUUAUUAUAUGUUUAACUCCUGUUAUGAGUAGUCUUACAUGCACACCCAGGGACGGAAGUAAUUAGUAUGCAAGCAGUCAUAGUGAAAAAUGACGUCAUUAGGGUGUGCGCACUAAGGGGGUGUGCGCACAAUGGGUAAAUUAAAAUUACAAAAGUUUCACUUUGAAAAAAAUGAAGACAACACAGGCCUUAAAAUAUCUUUUCCAGGGCCGUCUGACAAAAUGUUCGGUGACGUUGAGUUUGGGUCGGACAUUUGUCCGAUGACCUUCAGUUCAGUUUUAGCUCGUCUGAAUGACACAAAUGAAUAAACGGUAAAUGUUGUAAAGAUAUUAAAUAAUUUGUUUCUUUCAUACUUAUUUCCAAGCCAAAAUUAACUUGCUUGCCAGAACAGCAGUAUUAAAAAAGACUUUGACAACUUAAGCCUGUUUUCCACUUCACCAUUUCGCUCGCCGCCCCGCGCUCGACUACGUUAAAACAACAUUUCCAGUUCACCUUUUAUACAAUAGUACUCUGAUUUUCCAUUUAAAAUAUAAGCCUCUUGUCCUGGGCUAGGGUACAUUUUGAUUUACGUCGGACAAAGCUACAGUUCGGUCGGACACCAAUACACUCGGGUCGGACAAACAAUAAACCUCAGUUUCAUUUAGGUCGGACAGAAUGUCCGGUGGUUUCCUUUCUACGUCGGACAAUUUCACGAAUGGGUCGGACAAUGUCCGUGACCGACCGAUAUUUUAAGGCCUGCAACAGAUAAAAAACACCGUGAAGUCUUGCGAUUCAGAGAAUUAACGAAAUUCGAAAAAAUAAUUCUAGAGCAUUCUCUCGUCACGCCUCAAGUUAUACCUGAACUACCUCAAAACAAUCCUCCUCAAAGCAACGUCUCCUCUCAAGUCGUCUUUGGACCGCUUCAGAACAACCCCGCUCAAAACAAUCCUUAUCAAAGGAAUUCACGAUCUUUUAUGUUUACUUCCGCUUUUCUAGUUGAUGUUUCCACCCUUGAAAAGUAUUCUUGCCCAUGCUUUCACUUUACAUCACGCGUAUGCACGAACAGCGCGCUGUACAUAAAGUUUACCGACGUACGCACACCCCUUAGUGCGCACACCCUAAUGACGUCAUUUUUCACUCUGACUUCUUGCAUACUAAUUACUUCCGUCCCUGAUUGUGUAUGUGAGACUACUGUUAUGAUUGUUUAGAUGAGGAUACGUAUACUCAGAACAUUUUAAAUAGCUGAUCCACUCGUUUACAUACAUCAGAAGAAGAAAAUCGCACUAGCAAUGCAGCAAAAAUUGCAAGUGCAGGCCUUUAAGAAAUCGCGCCACAUUGGAUGGCAAAAAUAAUCAUAAGCGCUAUGGAGAAUCAAGCAAUUACGUCAAACUAAUUUAUUGUGACGUCACUUGCAAGGCUGAAUAUGGUCUGUAAAAUUGGCCAAAGUCUUUGUUCUGUCAUUUUGUUGUGCAAACCUCAUUGUGGACGGUGAAGACUAUAUUUUGCGUAAUGAGACGAUCAUUGUCAUAUCAUACAUCUGCAUGGUCGAAUCACUGUGAAAUAUUGUGACGAAAUAUAUGUGAUGAAAUAUUAAUGAUUUGUACAUGCAUUUACACUUCUGGGAUUCAUUGGGCCGGGUCAGGUUUUGCCAAACGAACGUGUUUAGCUUAUUAUAUAGACACUUUGGAUUUAUUGAGUUGCCAGACUAUAUCAACGUCUCAGUUAUAUGCUCCGUCGGGCUUACUUCGCGGAUAUGCUGUAGGUUUAUACUUGCAUACAACAACCAAAGAGGGCUGAUGUGCGAGGGCUUAUAUUCGAUGGCUUGUAUAUCUGUUAUUAUCUUUCAGGUUUAAUAAGCUGGUACAAGUCGUACGUUCAAGUUUAAAGGCAUUGCUUAAAGCAAUAAAGGUAUUUUUAAAAUUGUGUCAAAACCCCCACAACAAUAAUGGAAUUGGAGUCGUAAUUACGUAUUGUAUAUUGUGUCGAUUUUCGUUCAAAUACGCACUUCAGUUCUUCAAAAAACGGUGUUUCUACACCGAGAAGAAGAUUUUUAUUUUUAUUACCAAAGACAAAAAUAGUAAGAAAAGAAUACAAAAUAAAUAUAACAGAUUAGGUAAACAGCCAACUAAAGUAGUCACAGAGAACUAGCCUAGUUAGUUGGCUGGCUGGCUAGGAUAGUAACAAUUAAAUAAAUGACUGAUAUAAAGAGAUCGAACUAAGAUACAAUAUAAAUUAAAGAAAAAAGAAACCUACAUUAUUAAACUACACGAUGUUUGAACGUAAAUUUACGGCUUAGUCAAAUAAAAAACUUGUCUGAAGAUAACAAAAACGUGCAAGGGUCCGAAUGUCGAUAUUUAUUAGAUAUUGAAUUUCAAUGCUUAUUUUAAUGAUUUCAAGUAAAAACGAUGAUCAGAAAAUGCUUUUAAAUUAGCUUCAAAAACUCAUUAAUAAUUCAUGAGCAAAACACAAAGAAAAAUCAUGCAUAGGCGUGUCGUAUCUUUAUAUGUGAUGGAGAUUUCCCUUGAUUUACAUAAACUUUAACUUUGAUUUUCUCGACUUCACAACGUAUUUUUUGAAAAUUACUUCGAUAAUGAACUUACUAGAUCGAUCGUUUUUGAAGUAAUUUAAAACAUUCACAGUGCGUAUUUUAUCAGACCUAAAGAUACUUGGCUUCACCUCGUAUCUUUAUAUCUGAUAAAACACUGCUGCUCAUCUUAUAAGUACUAGUUAAAACAUGAGCAGCCGGUCUUUAUAGUCGAUCUCAUAUCAGAUAAAGAUCGGAUGCGAAUGUUUUAACGUGCUUAAAAAACGACCCAUCUUAUGAGUUCAUUGGCGAAGGAGUUUUAAAAAUAAACAUUGUUUAAGCCGAGAAAAUCAAAGCUGAAGUUUAUGUAGCCUAAAUUAGGACAAAUCUUUAUCCGAUUUACAAACAUUGCAUGAUUAAACAUUAAUUUCUUUUGUAUUUUCCUCAUGAAUUAUUAUUGAGCUUUUUAAAUAGUACUUAAAAUAUCUUAAGAACGGUACCUACCGGUGUUAAAUAGUGGUGAACAGGCAGAACUUGUAUGUAUGUUUUAGAAUUUUAGAACAUGAUUUGUAUAUAUAUAUAUAUAUAUAUAUAUAUAUAUAUAUAUAUAUAUAUAUAUAUAUAUAUAUAUAUAUAUAUAUAUAUAUAUAUAUAUAUAUAUAUAUAUAUAUAUAUAUAUAUAUAUAUAUAUAUAUGCAUGGGGCCAUAUAAAGGUGCCAUUCGUUCACGAGUAAUCUUUGUUCCUUAUAUACAUGUUAUGUUUUAUAUAGGGUUUGGUCGUUAUGUCAUCUGAGCUAGAAGGUGUUUUCGGGAGCAUGUUAGUAGGAAAGGUAAGGAAAUGACCAUUAAAAUAUGCAUCAUCGUGUUUUCCAUUUAUUCCAAGAAUUUUUACCAGCAGAUAAUUUCGAUUUACUUAAGGAAGAACAUUCUCCAAAAAGUAUCUCUCGCAAACUCAAACUCGAUACAGUUUUCGUCAUUGUCAAACAUAAUGUAUAAUAGUUAAUCAUGCAGUAUCAGCUUUUAACAACUCAUGUCUUUUGUUUACAAGAUAAGACUAAUAUUCGGGCCUAUGACACGUUUCUAGAAUUAUUUCUUAAAUGUUCAGGUAUGAAAAUAACCCAGUACAUUGUAGGUUUCUGUAGGAUUUCGAAGAUUUCGCGAAAAUAAUAGUGACUGCAUGGAAGAUUUUAGAAACCAACGCCUAUAUAUUACCGCUGAUUCAAUAUUGGUGACCAUGUUGGUUAAAGAGUAUAUAUAUCAUGCUGCAGGCCGGGUUAAUAAUACAUCACCAACGCGAUUGUUUAUCGCUUUCUACAAUCACUUUCUUUAUAAUGUUAGGUGCAGGAUGUUGUAGAUUACAUUUAUUUUCGAUGACUUCCAACUUACAACAAUUUUCUUUAACGUUUUUAACAAUUUCUCUUCCCUUUCUGGAAUUAAUCUAAUCUUAAAAUCUUCAUGCAUCUAUACAUUAGUUUAACAUUUUGCAGAGUCAUCUUAUCAUAUAUUAACUAACGCACAAAUAACUCCGUCUGAAUUAAAUAUCCAGUAUAUUAGAGUAUAAAACCAAGGUAUAUAACAUUUAAAAUUUUCUUUCAGGUCCCAGCUAUGUGGGCGGCAAAGUCAUACCCUUCACUAAAACCUCUCGGAAGUUACAUUAAUGAUCUUAUUCAAAGAAUAGAUUUUUUUCGGGUACGCGUCUUAGGUUUUAAAAUUACUGUGUAUUCAGUUUCGUUUAUAAAAUUAUUUGUUUAGCCUGUUUGGAAUAGUGUAGAUGGUUAUUGGAUCAUUAAUAAACACUAGCUUAAUUUAGAAACUUUAGAAAAUCUUUAUUAAAACAAUGUUUUGAAAAGUAGCUUUUCUUUGAAAGAAAUUCAAUUUGGUCGUGAUCGAUUCAAUUUGGUCGUGAUUUAUCGAGUUAUUCAAAACAACGCGGUAACUCCAAAAAGUUAAUGUAGUUCUAGCACACAAUGUUUUAGUCAUCAUCAGGGAUAAUGCUAGGUUACAUUACAACGAUAUUCAUAUAUAGGUGAAGAUUAAUUAAAGUAAUUUGAUGUAUACAAACAUAUAGAAGAGAUUAUAUUUAUAAAAGAAGAAUUAGUUAAAUAUUAUGAGGUCUUUUGACGCCUUAGUUUCGUGAUUGAGUUCAGGUUUAAAACGCCAAAUGGCCAGUGAUUGUUUAAAAAGCGAUAAGGAUCAAUGAUCAGAUCUGGUCUAUAAUUUAUUAAAUAUAAAUUCUGGUAGUAUACAAGUUGGAGUUUAGUUAGUUUCAUGCAACGUCGGGAUAUAGUUCUAAAAUAGAUUUGAUGUGUUGAAAAUAUUCGCAUGAUGUGAUGUGAUUAAAUAUUUCAGAUUUUGAUAUUUUUUGUGUGUGUUUUGAUGUUAUGUACUCUUGUGAAUAUAAUGUUUUUUUAUGUUACUGUGAGUGUAUAUCCACACCGGGCGGACUGAAAAGUUAGCCUGACCACGGUGGGAAUCGAACCCGCGACUUUUGGGAUACUAGUCCAAUGCUCUGCCAACUGAGCUACAAGACCAAGUCUGUUCGAGUGUUUGGUAUUUCGGAAAUAAACAUUUCAUCAAACACACACAAAAAAUAUCAUGAUCAUAGAACACAUUGGUAUCGAAAGUACUAGACUUAGUUCCGAAAUACCAAACACUCGAACAGACUUGGCGUCGUAGCUUAGUUGGCAGAGCAUUGGACUUCGAUUCCCACCGUGGUCAGGCUAACUUUUCAGCCUGCUCGGUGUGGAUAUACACUCAGAGUAAGAUCAAAAAUAAUUAUUUUAGAUUUAUUGUCCAGUGAGUGUACGUUCUUUGAUUCUAGUGUAGCAGCAGCGAUCUGUUUUACCGAUCAACUUUUACAUCCAGGACAAGUGAAUUCGUAUACCACAUGCCGAGCUUUGAUAUUUAGUAGGUGUUUUAUCUUUGCAUGAAAGGAACGAGUUGCUGUUAGUAGGUUUCCAGUUAAUGUUGAACUUGGAUUUUAAUUUUAGCAGAGGGAUUAUUCUACGUAUGAAAAGCGAGUCUGAUAAUGCGGCUGCCAGUACUUUAUAAGCUGAUGUCUUCCCGCCAAGUGGAUCACCGACAAUCAUAAAACCAUGACGUACCAACAUCAUUUCAUGUAUCUAUACAUUGGAAUGAGUAGGAAGAUAAGAUUAUAUAUAUAUAUAUAUAUAUAUAUAUAUAUAUAUAUAUAUAUAUAUAUAUAUAUAUAUAUAUAUAUAUAUAUAUAUAUAUAUAUAUAUAUAUUUAUAUCUUAAAAUUAAUUUAGAUAAAAUAUAAAUAUAUCUUGCUCUACUAUAAUACUAGUGUUGAGCACUUUAUUAUCUACUACAACAAAACAAGUUAUAUAUAUAUAUAUAUAUAUAUAUAUAUAUAUAUAUAUAUAUAUAUAUAUAUAUAUAUAUAUAUAUAUAUAUAUAUAUAUAUAUAUAUAUAUAUAUAUAUAUAUAUAUAUAUAUAUAUAUAUAUAUAGGUGGCAUUAUAGGUAAAGGUAGCCAAAUUUUAGAGACGCUGCAUGUUAGUUGAAUCAAUAUCUGGGUUAUCAUUUUCAACACAUCAAAUCUAUUUUAGAACUAUAUCCUGACGAUGAAACGAACUAAACUCCAACUUGUAUACUACCAGAAUUUAUAUUUAAUAACUCGAAGAUUAUGGACAGAUCUGAUCAUUGCAUGGUCCUUAUUGCUUUUUAAAGAAUCACUUGCCAUUCGACGUUUUAAAACCUAAACUUGAUUGUUUUAAAAAAUUGUUUUAAAAAGUAAACUUUUUUGAAACUUAAUGUUAUUGGGCCUAUUAUAUUCGUUCAAUUUUCAAAUUUUAAAAUCACAGAUAGGCCUACAAUUUACGCAUGCGUGAAAUUUAUCACGCGAGGCGCACGUGUAUAUCUAUUGUUGGUAUACUUUCGACGAUUGCGUGAUUUUCGCGUGGGUUAUACAUGGUAAGGUUGUAUUACUUACAUGAUUUCGUAUUAUCGCAUUAUUUUAGGCAUGGUUUGACAAUGGACCUCCCAGAGUAUUCUGGCUCUCUGGAUUUUAUUUCACACAAUCAUUUCUAACUGGUACGUUGUCUUCAAUUUCAAAUCGUUGUUUGCAUACUACUUUACAAUAACGAACAGAAAAUUUACAUGCACUGAAUCAGCGACAAACCUACGUGUGUUCUAGCCUAACUAGCGUUAAUUUCGUUUUUUCUUGAGCACCAAAGCAUGCAGGUACAAUUAUACCUUCCGUUGAAGUAAAAACUAUAUAUACAGAGCAUAUUUUUGUAGGUGUAACUCAGAAUUAUGCACGUAAAUACAAAAUAUCGAUUGAUCGCCUGGGAUUUGAAUUCAAAGUAAUGAAGGAUGAUCUCAAAGUAAUGACUAAACAUGUAAGUAUAUAUAUACAUACAUUAUAUAAAAUACUAAACAUGUAAGUGAUGGUUAUAACUAGUGAUGUACAUAUACAUGGGAGAUCUUCGUAUGUCUACAUUGGAACGAUGCUUUAGAUUACUGUUUCUGUAAACACACUAUUUCUGUAAACUUCUGUAUUUUCUGGGUUUUAUUAUAAUAAAAGUAAAUUUAUUGCAUCCUUGUAGGAAAAUGGUGUGUACAUAAGAGGAUUAUUUAUGGAAGGUGCAAGAUGGGAUCAUGAUAAUAUGGUAAGUAUAUAAUAUUUAAUUGCUUUCCCUUUUAACUUCCACGUUUGCCUGUCAAUAAUGUUAUAAUUUAUCUGAAAAUCAGCUUAAAUUACGUAGAAAUUUACCUGAAAUCGCUCAAGAACAACUAUGGGGGGGGGGGAGUUGCAACCCACUACACCUCACUACAGGGUGUAUAAAAAAAACUGAACAAAUUUGAAUCUAAUCCAGUAUCUAGUUUUUUAUGUAUAUAGCUUCUUUGGGUAUGGCUUGCACACGAAAUUUAAAUAAAGCUUUAAUCGUAUUUUGAGUUAAUGGAUGGAAAACUUGUUGGGUUUUUAAUUACUGUACAAAAUUUCAGACCAUUUGCUCUAGUUUAAGCCCUUUAACUAUCCAUUUUUCCCUAAAAAAUCAGCCUGGUUUACAAAAUUUGUGUUCGAGAAAUUUUUUUCAUUAUUCUACAUUAUAAGUACCCAAAGAAGCCAUAUAUAUAAAAAAACUGGAUACUGUUUGAAGACUUUUUUUAUACACCCUGUAUACACCUGGUCAACGAAUAUAGUCCCCAUGCAAUGGCUAACUAUAGAGUGCACAACUAAUUAAUUUAUUUAUUUCAGAUCAUAGGAGAAUCUUUGCCAAAAGUGCUUUAUGACACAGUUCCUACUGUAUCCUUCACAAUUGUAAUUUAAUUUAUUUUCGCUGCAUAAGAAAUGUCACUUUGCGUAUGUUUUUACUCCACGGCUGCUUCCAUGAAAUUUUUUCUAAUAAGCUGUUAAAUUUUAAAAUUUCGCUCCAUUCAUGAAAAUGCGUCAUAGUUUUUUGAGAUCAUGCAGUGAUGAUGACAACCAAUGCAACAUAGCCACAAAUUACAAUUGGAUCCGCAUUGCCUUCCAUAAAUUACGUCAGGAGAAGUUAUUUAGUAGCUACUCUUUUACGUCCCAUUGUCCAGGAGAUAACUUAAUAUAAUAAUUUUAAUAACUUCACACCGCGAUGUAUCAAGUGGUUUAUUAUUUUCCACGGGAUAUAAAAAUUUCUAGUAUGGUCAAUCCAUGUUCAGCAGGCAUCGAUGCAUGGUCUCGAUGCUGUCGAAGGUCACAAAGAUGAUACUAUAUAAUCGUUAGUCGUUAUAACUACAUAUCAGUAAAAGAAUACUCUCACUUUGAUAACAAUUUUUGCUAUAUUCAUUCUGACAUAUUUGCUUAACUAAAUCCAAGAUAUGCCUCGUUCCUGGAGUUAAAUCUAGUUCGAAAAGAAAUGACAGUUACGAUUGUCCAGGUAUAAGUUUUCCAGGUUUCCAUAUACAGUAUACAUUUUGUACAAUAGUCAGGAAACGUUAUAUGCAUGCAGCGAAUGGUUAUAGUCAUCUUUAGAACUGUUAGUAUAUUUACUCUCAUUUCAUUUGAUUUGCAUCUAAACAAGACUCGGUCAUGAUAAAGUAAAUUUAUAUAUAACAAUAUUUUAAAAUCUCAAUAAUUCACGAGGAAAAUACAAAAGAAAUGAAUGUUUAAUCAAUGACCGAUGUUUGUAAAUCGGAUAAUGACUUAUCCUGAUUUACAUAAACUUCAUGCAGCUUUGAUUUCCUCGGGUUAGACAAUGUUUAUUUUUACAAUUACUUCGCCAAUGAACUCGUAAGAUGGGUCGUUUUUAGUGUGAAGUUUCACUUCACACUAUUGUGAUGGCUGGCGAAUUCACACGAAUCAGUCAGUCAGUCAAACAGUCAGUCAGUCAGUCAGUCAUAGAGUAAACUUUCCGGGGGGUGUAUACGAUUUAUGUUCGUAGUGAUUUAUUGUACUUAGUCAGUACUUUGAAGGUUAUUUAGGCAAUUUCAGUUAACUUAUUUACAUAUUCUGUUUUCCUUUUGCCAAGUUCACAAAAAUUUCGAGGAAUCGCUUUCGUUAUUGUAAUUUUUUGUAAAUUUUAGAACAUUCGCUUCUCAUGUUGUGUAAAGGAUCUUUACCCAGGAACACCCGAUUUUUUCUUUAGUAGCGCAAAUGCGCAUGCGCUAUCAAGCCGUAGAUCACGAUGGCGUGACGAUUUGCUAGGAAGGGGUGACAGUGUUGUUUUCAGAUGUAUAAUGAUUUCAGACGUGAAUAUUGAGUAAAUCUUUGAAAAUCUACGCAAUAGAUAAAUUGAUCUUACGCAUUACGGGCGUUCAAUUAAGUGCCGAUAAUAUAUAGACGGUAUAUUCAUUAUACAGAGCUAGGAAGGAGCUAGACCGCCUAGACAGUGCAGUCAAGUGUGUAAACAUUUCAGACGUAAAUAUUGAGUCGAAUAUCUUGAUUCUAGGCAUUAAUUUUAGUGCCGAUAUUAUUUUCACGGUAUUCUCAUUAUACAGAGGUACAGUACGUAGGCAGAAGCGAGACAGUAUUGUUUUCAAGUAUAUAAACAUUUCAGACGUGAAUAUUGAGUAAAUCUUUGAAAAUCUACACAAUAUAUAAAUUGAUCUUAUGCAUUACGGGCGUUCAAUUUAAUAAGUGCCGAUAAUAUUUAGACGGUAUAUUCAUUAUACAGAGCUAGGAAGGAGCUAGACCGCCUAGACAGUGCAGUUAAGUGUAUAAACAUUUCAGACGUAAAUAUUGAGUCGAAAAUCUUGAUUCUAGGCAUUCAAUUGAGUGCCGAUAUUAUUUUCACGGCAUACUCAUUAUACAGAGAUACAGUACGUGCAGGCAGAAGCGAGACAGUGUUGUUUUCAAGUAUAUAAACAUUUCAGACAUGAAUAUUGAGAAAAUCUUUGAGAUUCUACGCAAUAAUAGUAAUACAAUAUAUAAAUUGAUGUUAUGCAUUACCGUCGAUAUUAUUUAGACCGUGUAUUCAUUAUACAUUGUCAUUGACUGUAUAAGGUGCUACAUCACAGAAUAGAUGGCAAUACUCAGUACAAAGAACGAAAAAUUGCAUCAGAUCAAUAAAGCAUACAAACUCGUGUUCAGUGCAACGAUAACUCUACCAGAUCUUACGAGAAUCAAUCUGUAGUAUUCUGUACACAGAACUGUAUCAAAGCUUGUCAAAAAUGCUUUAAACACUGCUAUAACUGUGAAACUAUUGAAAUCUAAUGUGAUAUUUAUAUUCAACACAUGCGAAUAGCUGAAAAUAGACACACGUCACACUGGGAAAAGUCAAAGGUCAAUGAAACUUGUUAUUGUGAAACAUGUCACAUUAAGUUAAAAUGCGGAAGCGGAUGGAGCGGAUCCACGGAACGGAUAUGUGGAUAAAAUACGGAACGGAUGAGGAUAAAAUGCGUCUUAAUGAUGUAACGACGUAGUGCUCAUUAUUCAUAACAUAUCUUAUACAGCUAUUUCAGUUAUAGUUUAUUAGAUAAAUUUAGCAUAGCAGUAGCCUCGUGGGGAUGCUUUUAGCGACAGCUGCAAAUGCAAAUGAAAAUUUAGAAUAUGCAAAAUUUGGUUGUUGGUGACACAAUAAAUAGAUGAAUUGCAUGCUCAGUUUCACAAGGCACGUUUCUGAUGUGUUAGGCUUGCUUCAAACGUCACGCUACUCGUGUGCAAUAAAGCAAUAAAUAAUGAGAUGAAAUGCCUUUGGUAACUGUUUAUUUCGUAGUGUAAGCCAUCAAGCUUUUCUAGGUUGUCGGCGACCCUAUAUAGUUCUUGCAGUGUCUUUUUAAAUUUGAAACUUCACACUAUCCUUGGAUCCCUAGUUUAAGUAUGUUAUUUCGGCUCAGUUUGUAUAUCAGAUAAAGAUUGGCUGCUCAUGUUUUAACUAGUACAUAAAUUAUAGUUAAUGACACAACACGCAAAUCGGAUUUAGAUUUAAACUAACUUGAUGCUUGCAUGUCGGAAACCACACAAUUGGGCAAUAAUUAAUCGGUCAAAGUUUGAGUAUUUUACGCACGUGCAAAAAGAACGAAGCAGUACACACGUACUAGAAAAUAUAUGCAUGCAGAAACCCCUCGCCUUGCUGACAAAACCAUUGUAUUUUCCGAACAUGAAGUAUUUACAGUAGUUGUCAUGGUAACACGAUAAUUUUUUAAGAAUAUUUUUCCAAAAUGAAAAAUCUCCGAAAAUCUCGGGGAAAAACGCACAAUUUGUAACAAAGCUGCAGCAGACUUGUAGUAAUGCUGUUCCAACAAUUUGUCAACAGGAUGUGUUCGCACUGCUUGUUCCCAGUGUCAACGGCUUGUCGACAACUCGCUACAAGGUUGUUGAGCUCAACAAACUUGUUACAAGUUGUUGCAACAACUUGUUAUUUUCCUGCAAUUCAACAAUUUGUCAAGAAGUGUGAUUGACAACCUUGUAGCAACUUGAUAAAAUAACAGCAUUGUUACAACUUGUUGACAAGCUUGCUACAAGCCUGUUGCGAACACUUCUUGUUCACAAGUUGUGAGAUUUUUACGUGUGUAACAGACAUGAUCAUAUGUCAACAGCGAACAUGCAAGGAAAAGGUCAAGAGACUCGAGACAAAAGGGCCUUCACUCUUACAAAUUCCCAAGGGGGAAAAGAUAUAAACCUGGCGAAAAGAAAAUUCCACCCACCCGUUCAUUCCCGUUCAUAUUACACGUUGUGAGUGACUAGUCUGGUGAACUAUACAUUAUGUAUUAACAACAACAGUACGCGAGGACUAUCGAAGAAGGACAAACAAAUUAAAUGAACCUAUAGUAUUAUAAAUUGAAAUUGUCGUGAUGUAAAUACCUGAACAGAUUUGGUUAAAAUAAAUUUUGGUUCGGGGUUGAGUGUUUCCAUGCAAUGGUCAACUUCAGGUCCAUAGACUCAGCUUGUUUAUUGUAAAUAUAAUCAGUCGAAUCUAGGAACUGGCCAAAAGGGAUUAUCACCCUUUGGUUCAGGUUAAUGUUGGAGGGGAUCAGUAUCACCCAUCUGCAUGGCAUGGCCCUACUCGGGGAUUAUCACCCUAGAGCAUUCAGUCUCUCCUGCAUAUAUAUACGCCCACAGGAUGAAAACAUAAGGCUAUAAUGAGUCUUUGGGUUGACCAGUGUUUGAGAGUAUAUAUAAUGGUUCACUUCACCCUGAUCCCAUUCUCCGACAAUAAUUUGGCGUGUGUUCAGUUUAUUUUCCAGCUGCUUUUCACUUGGUGCGGGCUUGGAUCAUUAACUGAAGUUCAACCAAUAUUUGUUGCCGAGAAGUGCAUAAUUAUUAUGUAGUAAAACCUAUGCACCCAUAAUAUAUAUUGCCAACCAGUGGUCAUAACAUUCUAUUUCCACUCAUCGUUCAGAAACUUUGAGAACUGGUAUUAUUAUUAUUAUUAUUAUAUAUAUAUAUAUAUAUAUAUAUAUAUAUAUAUAUAUAUAUAUAUAUAUAUAUAUAUAUAUAUAUAUAUAUAUAUAUAUAUAUAUAUAUAUAUAUAUAUAUAUAUAUAUAUACAUAUGCGAUAUGAUACUAAAUGUUCGGAAAUAAGUGUAUGUAGAACAUAAUGACUUCAGCUGAUUUCAUUCUUUUCCGUUUUUAAGUAUACAAGACAAGUGCUCGCCGUGGUGUCCUUUCAACGACAGGUCACUCAACCAAUUAUGUUCUUACCAUACAGUUACCGUCUGACCAACCACCAGAUCAUUGGAUUAUACGUGGUGUAGCUAUGCUAUGUCAGCUGAAUGAUUAAUGAAUGAUAUAAUCUUAACAUAUGAUUAACACUGCAAGUCCUCUAUUAAAGUCCCCUUUCAAGGAUGGGCAUUAUUUAUUCCUUCUCUCGUAGUUUACUGAUUAUAUUGGCAGAUAUAAAUAAUCCCUCGAGGGAUUAAAGGAGGAUUUAUACCGUCCGUUGAAUGCACCCUAAAUUAGAUCACAAAUACUUCCUUGGCCUUGGAGCCUUGCUCUCUUAAAUUAUGACUAGGAUCAUGACCAAAGGCCAACCGCUCACGAUUCAUGAGAACGAUGCUUGUGGGCCAAGGAGGGAUUUGAGUCGUACAUAAAUUAUCGAAAGGGUGUAUUCUAAAACAAGCAAUACUCUAGUCUCCAGCCUGUGUCUGAAGUAAUUAAGACAAGAAGACGAAGAAGUAAGGUCUGUGACACAGACUAUCAAGAUUCAUUCAUGUGUAUAUCAAAAAAUGAUGAAAAUGAAUAUUUAUAAUUACUGCAUGUAAGUGUUAAUUUAAAUUUAAUUUUCUUGUAUAUUUACCACCAACUGCAUGCAUGCAUACAUAUAUGGAUCUCACAUGUUACAAAUGAAUGUAAUUUUUUGUGUAAAAACACUUGAUG